This is a messenger RNA of Dentiscutata erythropus, 429 nucleotides long. The record is from the annotation of a GenBank genome assembly. Lineage: Eukaryota; Fungi; Glomeromycota; Glomeromycetes; Diversisporales; Gigasporaceae.
AUGAAUGAAAGCAAGAUACAAAAACGAUACAUUAAAAAAAUGAAUGAAAGCAUCAAACAAUUUGUUGAUUCUAAGAGAGAUAAAUUUUUGAAUGAGCUUUUGCAAAAUUAUAAGGAGGUAGAAUCUCAAAAAUAUGAUGAGUUGGUUAUGCUUUUACAAGGAAUCGAAGAUUUAGAACAAACCCCAUUGAUUGAAAAUUCAGACCAGCGCCCGUUUAUUGAAGAUUCAAAACAAUUCCUAUUGGAUGAAGAUUUAGAACAAAAUCAGCCAGUUGAUAUUUUAAGCCCAUCAGUUAAUAAUUCCGUAGACCUUCAAAGAGAUAAGCUUUUGGAUCAAAAAAGCAACAAAUUUCAAAUUAAAGUUGAAGAUACUUAUCAACAUCAAUAUUGGUUGCAACGGAUACGAAGAACCAUGUCACAGUUUAUCUGA